AUGCAGCGCUCGGGGGCCUGGGGUGGGGUUGCAGCGCUCAGAGGCCCAGGCGGGGGGGUGCAGAGAUCGGGCCCGGGGCGAAGGAGGCGUCUGGAGCGCGGGAACGGCAACACGGGGUCCGCAGGGGCGGCCGCUGGAAGGGGCCGCAGUGGCGCUCCUGGAGCCCGGGACCCUGGCCUGCUGCACGUGAGGCCGAGGCUGGAGCUGGAGGCAACCGGGCUGGUACCUCCUGGGCAGCGGGACGCCCCUGGCCUUGUAAAGACAUACAAGAGUAAUGCCGCAGCUGUGUUUAUCGAUGGCUGUGGUGCGGCUGAGCUGCCCCUGCUGAGAAGCGCUGGUGAGAGCAGGCAGUGGGCCUCAGACCUCGCCACGUCCCCUGGGGGCUUGCGACACAAGCUGCUGGUUCCAGCCUGCAGAUUCCAGCCAGUGAGUGGACCAACGGGCUUCAUCUUUAACAAGCUCCCAGAUCUUCAAGAGGAGGUUCUUGAGAGCAGGCGUGAAGGCGAGAUGUUCACCAUGCCGUUGGGCCCUUUGCUGCACCAGGCCUGCCUGUGGGCGCUGGCACAGUCAGGACAGAUCAGAGCGAUGCCCGAAUUCUGGCAGGGAGGUGGCCAUGUGGUCGGCUGGACCAGGGUCCCCUUGGUUCUGGGGCUGACUCGCUCCCCCCUGCAUGUGAGCACGCACGGCAUCCAUCAGACCCGCUGGCGGGUCACAUGGUUCUCUGCCUGCCGCCCGUUCGCUGCUUCUCCGCAGCUGGUGGAGGUGGAGGCUCAGACCCCCGUCUGCAGAGCCGUCUACUUCCCGGGAACCGGGGGGCGUGGAAGCCCCGCCUCCUUUUUCAGCACCUUGCACCAUCACACCGACUAA
This is a messenger RNA of Elephantulus edwardii (Cape elephant shrew), 867 nucleotides long. RefSeq lists its product as uncharacterized. Bases 1 to 867 code for a protein of 288 amino acids. The record is from RefSeq and is a predicted model, not a curated record. Lineage: Eukaryota; Metazoa; Chordata; Mammalia; Macroscelidea; Macroscelididae. The transcript is spliced from 6 exons.